This is a messenger RNA of Brassica rapa (field mustard), 4350 nucleotides long. Its product is annotated as phenylalanine N-monooxygenase. NCBI's taxonomy places the organism in Eukaryota, Viridiplantae, Streptophyta, Magnoliopsida, Brassicales, Brassicaceae. Gene Ontology annotation, molecular function: heme binding; iron ion binding; monooxygenase activity. The record is from RefSeq and is a predicted model, not a curated record.
AAAAUGGCGGGUCUUGCUUGGGUUCUUUCUGAUUCAAGAAAUGACCAGGUUCAUACGGGUCAAGCCCGCUCUCUUUCUGUGUCAUCACCACUCAUGGCGGAAGCUUUGGCGAUCAAGGGAUUGCUCCUGGCGGCUUCACACCUCUCUUCACCAAACGUCUGGAUAAAAUCCGACUCCUUAGAGCUCAUCCGAGCUAUCAACUCGAAUACAUUUCCUAUGGAGCUCUAUGGAGUUCUCAAGGACAUCGAGUUCCUAUCUGCACCUUUUGAUUUCAUCUUCUUUUCGCAUGUCUCAAGAUUAUGUAACUCUCGAGCUGAUUCGUUGGCGAAGAAUGCUCUGUUAUGUGAUUGUUCUAUCUUGUACUGAACCCUUUAUCUUAUAUAAUUCAACUGUUGUUCAAAAAAAAAAGACUAUGAAUCGUAUUAUUAUUGGUUUAACAAUAUAUGAUGUUAAGUUACAAAAAAAAACAAUAUAUCAUGUUUUGGUUAAUUAUAACAUAUAUGUGAUGUUCCUUCUAUAGCCCACGACAUUUUGUUAUAAAUACAUGGUUUCGGCAAGAGUUUCGUUGUUUCUUUACAUUCAACUCACAGUUGUGUUUUGUCACUUUAAUCAAUCAUAUGAUUCAUGACUUAUCGUAUCAGUCUUAUAGUUUUGCUUUAAUUUAAUCUAUAAAUUAGUAAGCUAAUCAUAUGUAUAUAUAUAUAUACUCAUAAGUUCUUUUUCUUUGUUAAUGUAUAAUACUCAUUAAUUUUUCGUUUGUUGAUGUAUAUCUGAUUAAUUUUUUCGAUUGUUGAUGUAUAUCUCAUAAGUUCUUGUUAGAUAUAAAUAGCAAGGAGAAAAAGACAUGUGAUGAGAUAAUCAAAAGCAGACGUAGUCGGCAUAUGAAACCGAACACAGAGAUACAAAUUAAAACAUGAGAUCGUCUCCCGUUGUUUCCGGUAACAGACUUUCUAUCAUGAUUGUAACAAUUAUGACGACAUGUAUUUUAAUUCCACUAAUAAUUGUAUACAUGCAAACACGAUGUGUUGCUUAACAACGGCGUAAUAAGCAUAAAACACACAGACAUACACACAUUAACGCUUAUACAAGAGAUUUUAGGUUAAAAUUGCGGACAGAGAAUCGGCGAGGGACUUUAUCAAAAAAAAAAAAAAAGAGGAUCGGCGAGGGAGACAAUGGUGGAAGGUGCAACACCUCGACUUCCAGACAAAUGCCAUUUCUGCAUCAUCCCCACAACAUUUGCAUUCUCUACCUUCAGUUUCUCCUCUUCUUUACCUUCCGUCUCAAAACCAAUCUUCCAUAAAUAAACAAACCAAAUUAUUUAGGGAUCGAUUGUUUUAUAAACGUUAACAUUUGCGAUGAAAUGUAUUUUUCUACAAAUGACACUAAACACGUCUACUUAAAUAACCAUAAGCAGAGAUUCUCUGUUCACUUGUUCUUUGAAGAUGAAUACAAAAUAGUAUACGUUGUGGACAUAUACCUCGCAGAAGCUAUCUUUGGCUGAGAAAUGGUAAGUGGUGAUGGAAUUAAUGUCUUGAAAUACUUAGACUGGAAAAAGCCUACAAAUUACCAUCUCUGUUCCCACUGUUAAAAACAAAGAAGGGUUUUGAUAAAAAAAAAAAAACAAAGAAGGGUAGAUUCUUUAGAAGUGGACAAGAAAAUCUAACUGAAGUGGUCAGAUAUAAUUAAAAACAAUGCAAAGAGUCUAGGCUUACUUUUCUUUUUAAGUUGAGGAUGUAGAGAUUUAUAAUCAGGUUGGUGUGUAUCCUUGAGAAAUAAUUACUUUACUUUCAAUUUAAAUAUGAAACAUCUUUAUAGUAAGUGAGGGACUGGUGGUAGGUAACAUCAUUGGGUAUAUCUAGUUCCUAAUUUAGUCAAAACUUUAUCAGUUAGUUUCUGCAACGGAUAUAUAUAUAUAUAUAUAUAUAUAUAUAUAUAUAUUGCUAAAUUUCAUAUAUCAAUCAAAUAUCAAAUAUGAUUUUUUUUAAACACACAAAUAUGAUUUUUUAAUAUUAAAAUCUUAACUACUGGUACUCCUUGAUUUGAAAAUUCAACUAAUUGGAGGAAGAGUCCUUUCAAAUUUCAUAUAGCAAUCAAAUUUCUCCAGUGUUUAGGCGAAUAUAUAAUAAAUGCCUCCCCAAGAAAAAAAAACAUUAUUAAGUGGUGGUAGUGGUUUAGUGAUUCCCACUUGCUGGAAGAGUGUCUUCUAGGGACAGGUUCAACAUCAGUUGAUCUAAUAUUUUUUUUGAUUUGGCUGGUUAAAAUGAUCUCACGGUUUAGAUCUAUUAGAAAAUUUGGUGAAUCUCUAUUCGAUAGCUAACAUGUAGUACAAUUAGUACAAAUGCAUGAGCUGUUGCCAAACCGCGAUUGCUUUUCUUCCAGUAUUUAAAGUACAUUCCACUUCCACAUAUUACAACACGAUCGUGUCGUUGCCGUUUCUUGGCAACAAUGCUCGACUCCACAUCAUUGCUCGCGUUUCUUCUAGGGUUUCUCAUCGUUGCACUAACGAUGAAGAAGCGUAAAGAGCCGAAGAAAAACGUGUUAAUGACUUCCCACACAAGAAAUCUCCUCCUCCCUCCCGGUCCAAAAUCUUGGCCUCUAGUCGGAAACCUACCAGAGAUACUAUGGAGGAAGAGACCGGUGUUCCGGUGGAUACAUGCCAUCAUGGAAGAACUAAAUACCGAUAUUGCAUGUAUCCCUCUCGCCAAUACUAACGUGAUUCCCGUGACGUCCCCGCGGAUCGCACGGGAGAUUCUUAAGAAGCAAGACUCUAUUUUCGCCACUAGACCGUUAACUAUGGGCACGGAGUACUGCAGCCGCGGGUACUUAACCAUCGCGGUGGAGCCACAAGGCGAGCAGUGGAAGAAGAUGAGGAGAGUGGUGGCAUCUCACGUGACGAGCCAGAAGAGCUUCAAAUGGACGCUUGAGAAGAGAACCGAAGAGGCUGAUAACCUCGUCCGUUACAUCAACAACCUUUGUGUCAAAAACCAAGGUAACGGUUUCGAGGUUAUUGAUUUAAGGCUAGUGGUGCGGCAAUACAGUGGUAAUGUAGCUCGGAAUAUGCUGUUUGGUGUAAGGCAUUUUGGUAAAGGAAGUGAAGAUGGAUUUGGACCAGGGUUCGAAGAGAUUGAACAUGUUGAUUCUUUGUUUACGGUCGUAACCCAUAUUUACGCAUUUGCAUUGUCGGAUUAUGUCCCGUGGCUAAGAUUCUUGGACUUGGAAGGCCAUGAGAAGGUUGUGAGCGGCGCAAUGAGGAAUAUAAGUAAGUAUAACGAUUCUUUUGUCGAUCAAAGACUCGAGCAGUGGCGUGAUGGGAAGAUGAAAGAGCCUCAAGAUUUUCUUGACAUGUUUAUAUUGGCUAAAGACACCAACGGGAAUCCUGCCUUGUCGGACGAAGAGAUCAAAGCACAAGUACGGUAUGAACUAAUGUUGGCGACGGUGGAUAAUCCGUCAAAUGCGGCGGAGUGGGCUAUGGCGGAGAUGAUAAACCAGCCGAACAUAAUGCAAAAAGCUGUGGAGGAGAUCGAUAGGGUAGUCGGGAAAGACCGUUUUGUCCUUGAAUCCGACAUCUCAAAUCUCAACUACGUCAAAGCUUGUGUGAAAGAAGCAUUCCGGUUACACCCUGUGGCGCCGUUCAAUCUCACUCACAUGUCCACCGCCGAUGCAGUAGUGGACGGUUACUUCAUUCCAAAGGGAAGUCACGUUCUGAUCAGUCGUUUAGGGAUCGGGAGAAACCCUAACGUAUGGGACAAACCGCUUAAGUUCGACCCCGAGAGACAUAUGGGCAAUAACAAAAAUGUGGAGCUGAACGAUCCAGAUCUCAAUAUAAUUUCGUUUAGCGCGGGACGAAGAGGGUGCAUGGGUUCAAACAUUGGGUCGGCCAUGACGUACAUGCUGCUGGCCCGGUUGAUUCAAGGGUUCACGUGGUCAUCAGUGCAUGGUGAGGAUAAAAUCGAUAUUUCUGAAAGCAAGAGUGACCUUUUCAUGGCCAAACCUUUGCAUGCGAUUGCAACACCUCGUUUGGCUCCACAAAUAUACUCAACCUAGUUGAGAAAACAAGCAUUAGUACACACAUAUCGUAAGAAUUGUCCAAUUCGGAAACCAUCAAUAGCUAAACUAGGAGACAACUAUGUUGCUAGUUUCGUUACUUGCGUAUUUUAUAGUGUAUCAUAUACAAACACGUACAAGUUAAUUCAUCACAAAUAUGUUGCUCAUAAUUAGAUGGAUUAUAUCAUAAUAAUUGGAUUAAUUAUACUUACCAGUUACCACAUUUCAUAUAUAUAUACAUAUUUGCAAUUGAUGUUUGUCUUUUUAUACUUACAUAUGCAUUAGGAAUAUCUCAACAUGAUCACA